Molecule: messenger RNA, 1335 nt
Organism: Salvelinus sp. IW2-2015
Lineage: Eukaryota; Metazoa; Chordata; Actinopteri; Salmoniformes; Salmonidae
Gene: dhdds
Product: dehydrodolichyl diphosphate synthase
Biological process (GO): polyprenol biosynthetic process
Cellular component (GO): endoplasmic reticulum; dehydrodolichyl diphosphate synthase complex
Molecular function (GO): ditrans,polycis-polyprenyl diphosphate synthase [(2E,6E)-farnesyl diphosphate specific] activity
Source: RefSeq, a predicted model, not a curated record
AAAUCUGUACAAACAGUUCCAGCCGGAAGUGGUCGGUCUUUUGAUUACGUCACUCCAUCGAAUAAGGAACGGGACGUCAUCUUAAACUGUGAGUUGGAAGGGGUGUCCAGAGUUUUUCAAUAUGUCGUGGAUAAGGGAAGGUGAAUUGAACUUCAUUGAGAAGCUCUCAGCCAACAUACUGAAGGCUGGCCCGAUGCCCAAACAUGUGGCCUUUAUCAUGGAUGGCAACCGGCGCUACGCCCGCAAGCGUCAGGUGGAGCGUCAAGAGGGACACACACAGGGUUUUGACAAACUGGCAGAGACACUACGCUGGUGCCUGAACCUGAGCAUCCAUGAGGUCACCGUGUACGCCUUCAGCAUCGAGAACUUCAAGCGGUCUAAAGACGAGGUGGACGGCCUGAUGGAGCUGGCCAAGCAGAAGUUCAUCAGACUGCUAGAAGAACAAGAGAAUCUGGAGAAGCAUGGGGUAUGCAUUCGGGUGUUGGGAGACCUGACUCUACUGCCUCUGGACCUGCAGCAGCACAUAGCCCGGGCUGUGGUGGCCACCAGGACUCAUAACAAAUGCUUUCUGAACGUGUGCUUUGCCUACACCUCAAGACAUGAAAUCGCUAAUGCUGUCAGAGAGAUGGCUUGGGGCGUGGAGCAAGGACUUAUCAAAUCCAGUGAUGUGUCGGAGGCCCUGCUGGGUCAUUGUCUGUACAGCAGUAACUCCCCCAAUCCUGAUCUGCUCAUUCGCACGUCUGGAGAGGUGCGACUCAGUGACUUCCUGCUGUGGCAGACGUCCCACUCCUGCUUAGUGUUCCAGUCAGUCCUGUGGCCAGAGUACUCCUUCUGGAAUCUGUGUGAUGCCAUUCUGCAGUAUCAGCUCAAUCACAGACCUCUUCAGAAAGCCAGAGAUCAACACAGAGAGGGACAGGCCCUACAGCAGCAUGAGGCAGACCGGGCCUGUGUAGCAGACCUCCUACAGCACCACGGCAAUGGAAAGCCCCUGGAUGCCCAGAGGAGACAGGAAGCACUGCUCAACUACACUGCCAGCCGAGAGGAACGGGUUCAGGACUUCCUUGGUGCACUCCAGCACAAGAGAGACUCCUUCCUUACUGACUUAACCAGCCAAGCGGCUCUGGCAUAAAGAGGGGAUGAGGGGAACAAAAUGCUCCCCAUCUUGAAUUGGGGGAGCAAUCCCAUCUCUCCAUCUCUUCCCUAAAGGGCUGAGUGGUUUGAAACUUCUUAUUUUGUAUGAGUGAUUUUACCCCUAUGGGGCUGUAUGUGGGAUAUUUAUGUGUGUAUUCUAAGUCUGAUCAAAGUCUAAUAAAAAGAUAAGUCUGGUAAAGAGCU